AUGAACGCUCUGACAUCCCAUCUUGAGCCAGAAUUAGUAAGAUGGCAGGUUAAAAGCCACACUCGUGAGGUUCCCACAACAGCCUUUGGCACCGUCGAAUUCCAGGGUGGACCGCAUCCCACUAAAGCUAGAUACGUGAGGAUAAGCUACGAAACGCCACCGGAGACUGUGGUGCAGCUGCUGCUGCGGGAGUGGCGUCUGCGUGUGCCCAGCUUGGUCAUCUCGGUGCUGGGAGGUCUGGCCAAUGCCCCGCUUCAAGCCAAGUUGGGCUCCGUGGUGAAGCGGGGUCUCUUGAGAGCAGCCAAAACUACCGGUGCGUGGGUCAUCACCAAUGGUCUGGAUACUGGAGUGACUCGGCAUGUGGGUGAGGCACUGGGCGAGGAGGUACAUGUUCGUGGUUCCAAAAUUGUCGCUCUUGGUAUCGCGCCUUGGGGUGUGGUGCAGCAGCGCAGCAUGCUCAUUGGUAUUGAUGUGAGUCUUUUUCUCCUUAAUCUAUGCUUUCCCUUUUCAAUAUUAAAUGAUUUUCAGCUGAAUUUAUGCAAACGCCUCUCCUUCAUUGUUCACACUUGUCAGUAUCACGCUCAGGGCACGUUAGCGGGCAGACAAGAGACAGCCCUGAAUCCGCAUCACAACUACUUCUUGUUGGCUGACAAUGGAACAUCGGGCAAGUUUUCUACUGCCGAAAUCUGUCUCAGACGUCGUCUUGAACAGUACCUCGCUCAGCAGCCUAUUGGUCUGCGCAGAUUAGGUGGGUUACCUUGCCUUUCGUACCCACAAAGUGGAGAGUGGAUUUGGCACUACCUGUAUCAGUAG
Messenger RNA from Hydatigera taeniaeformis, 813 nucleotides. NCBI's taxonomy places the organism in Eukaryota, Metazoa, Platyhelminthes, Cestoda, Cyclophyllidea, Taeniidae. The record is from the annotation of a GenBank genome assembly.